AUGAAGUUCAACUCUCUCUAUGCAAUUGCCCUUGCCCUACUUGUCUCUGGACUUGCAGUCGCUUCGCCUGGACCAGUGGAGUUCGGGAGAAGCCUUGGUAUUGGUGGCCAUGGAAAAUCAUACAUAAAUCCCUAUGGCAAGGGUCGUGGUAAAAGCCAUAGUAAAGCCUUUAAGAAAUGCAUUGACAGAGAGUGUAAUGCAAUGUGCAUCAGAGAUGGGUAUACUGGUGGUGUCUGUCUCAAGAAUGCUGGUAUCGAUGGGGACAGCGAGCUCGCCAUUACAAUCAAGGGAAACGGGGAUAACACUAUGAUAGCUAUUUCGGGCUGGGUGACUAAGUUUGUCUCCCAAUUAAAUUAUGAUCACUAUCCUCUAUUUCUCUCGACAUAA
Messenger RNA from Microsporum canis CBS 113480, 387 nucleotides. RefSeq lists its product as uncharacterized. The record is from RefSeq and is a predicted model, not a curated record. NCBI's taxonomy places the organism in Eukaryota, Fungi, Ascomycota, Eurotiomycetes, Onygenales, Arthrodermataceae. The transcript is spliced from 3 exons. Bases 1 to 387 code for a protein of 128 amino acids.